AUGGCAACCACAACGACGUCCCACGCUAUCCUCGGCUUUACGUCUCAUUUGCGGGAGUCCCUCAUUCUGUCACGUAGUAGAGUCGAAACAUGGGUGGAACACGAAAAGGCCCAGGCCGAUGCCGUCUACGAACGUUCGAAACAAACCCGGGCUUCCCACCAACACCGGAUCGAUCAGGCCUUGACCAAUCUGCUCGCUCUGCAGUUGGAAGGAGGUUUAGCCGUUUCGGAAACGGAAUCAACAACGAAGAAAGAAAAAAAUCUAGCCGCGCGCAAAGAAGAAUUAUUGCGAGAGCAGGAGGCCGUCGAAAGCGAGAUAGCCUCGUUGGCGAAAAAGCAAGCUCAGCGAAAAGCGCAGCUUCAGGAAUUAAAUGGGGAACGCGAGGCCGAAAAAGCCAAGGUGCAGGGGACUCGAGAACUCAAGCAGCGCGUGCAAGCUUCGAAACAAACUACACUCGAAGACUUGACCAAGGGUAUUGUUAACUACCAAUACCUUGGUAUUGACUUUCAGAAAGCCCAAGACAAUCAUAUGAAAUUUUACUUUACCCAACUGGAUCCCACACAGCCAAAACGCCAGUUUAGUUUUCUGCUCCAAGUCGACGAUGUUGACGACCAGUACAUUGUGGAUGUUUGUGAUCCUCCCAUUCCCGAACAUAUUCUGAACGAGUUGCUUUCCGAUUUGAACGCGGAUGACGAUAUGUUGCCCUUUGUGAUUGGAAUGCGUCAUGCAUUCAAAGCCCAUACUUUGGUUUAAGGAAACAAGGGAACCUUUAAUAUCUAACACAUGCGUUGCAAAACCC
Molecule: messenger RNA, 799 nt
Organism: Phaeodactylum tricornutum CCAP 1055/1
Lineage: Eukaryota; Bacillariophyta; Bacillariophyceae; Surirellales; Neidiaceae
Exons: 3
Coding region: 1-753 (250 amino acids)
Biological process (GO): chromosome segregation
Cellular component (GO): Ndc80 complex
Source: RefSeq, a predicted model, not a curated record